Molecule: messenger RNA, 1695 nt
Organism: Tetrahymena thermophila SB210
Lineage: Eukaryota; Ciliophora; Oligohymenophorea; Hymenostomatida; Tetrahymenidae
Exons: 2
Source: RefSeq, a predicted model, not a curated record
UAAUAUUAAUUUUAAUAAAUUGUAAUUACGAAUUGUAAUUUGUAUAUUUAAUACUGUUUAAAGCAAAAAAUGGAUUAAUUGCACUCAUACAAAUAUAAUAAAGACUACAAUGGAAUAUAAUAAUUUCGCAGGAGUUUGCUAAUGAAAAAUUUAGAACUACAAUAAAGUCCAUAUAGAGCUAAGAAAUCUAAUAACUUUGAAAGGCAAUAAUCUUCAAUUUAAUUGCAAACUUUAAGCAACUUGGAUUAAUUAAAAGAUGUAAGUAACGGUUUUAUAAACAAUCCACAGUUUAAUAAUGGAGAAGUAGAAGAAAAAACUUAAUAGAUUUAGAGCUAGUAAAAUCAAAAUAUCUCAAAGCAAAUUCAUUAAAAGCGCUUUUUACCUUUUAUUUAGGAAAGAGAUAGUAUAGGAAGACUCAUUUCAAAGAGCAUAAUGUUAGGUCCAGGAGAUGGAAGCUAGUCAGAAAAACUAAGACAUGAAUCUUAUAAAUAUCUAUUAAAAAAAUCAAUAAAUGAAAAUAUAAGUAAAAGUCCCAAGCAAAAAGGAAACAAGUAAUAAAUGGGACUUCUAGUAAAUUAACUAUUUUAAAAAAAAAAUAUAUCUAUUUCUUAACCUUAAAGUUCAAAUAAUCUUCAAGAUUAGUCUCCUAUAAAUUUUUAAAAAGGAUUUACAAUAAAUUAGGAUAAAAUAAAAGGAUAUUGCAAUGUGAUAGAUAAAGUAUCUCCUUUGUCUAAAUAAAUAGCAACUAAAAGAGGUUCUUUAUAAAAUGGUAAUACUAUAGAUAUUAGCUAAAUAGCAAGCAAAUAAUCUAUAAGUAGUCAACCAAAUACUCACAAAAGACAUUCGAGUGAGUUAAAUCUUGCUUCUAUGAUUUUUAGAAAUUUAAGUAUCAAUAAUAAUUCUUAACAGAAGUACCUUUCACAUUUGUAAUAUAAUUAUUAAUAGUAGAACUAUGAAAGGAAACAUUAAAAAUAAUAAUUAGAAAACGACUUUUCUGCAAUUGAAAUUACAUAAAUAUAAGAUAAAAGUUAAGCUGAUUAAAAAUCAUUAACCCCUAUGAAUAAUUCAAGUAUAUUGAGUGAACUUAAAAACCAUUUUAAAGAUAAAAAAAAUAAUAAUUAAAUUUGUUAAUCUCUAGACCGAUAAGAUAAAUCGUAAUAAAAUACAUCUAAAUCAUUAUUAAAAUUGUAAAACUCAGAUAAUGGUUAGUCUGUUAUAAAUCUAAGCAAAUAUAAAUUUAUUAAAGUUGACCCUAAAAUACAUAUGAAAAAAUAGAUAACACAAUAAAAGGCUAAAUAACAAAUUAAUAUGCACUCUAAUUACUUCUUUAAUGGAAAUAAGCAACCUUUACAUAAUAACCAUAGCUAAUCAAAUAAAAUGAAUCAAUUUUAAAAGGAAAAUGAAGAAAAUUUUACAGAACUUUUUAAAGGGGUAAAAGUUUCAUAGCAAUAUAUAGACAGAUUUGUAAAAAAUGAACUGUCUUAUUUUGAAAACAUUUAAAAAAAUGAUGAGGAAAAAAUAGCAAACUUUGAGUAAGAAAGUGUAACGAAAUUUGUUAGUGGUAUUAAUAUUCUUAAAAAUAGAGCUAGAAAAUUAAAAAAGAAUAUUAAUCAGAUGUCAGAAAACGCUAUGAAUAAUUUAAAUGAAAUUGAUUCAUAAUACAAUUAUAAAUAUAGUAUACCAAUUCAGUUUUGA